Adineta steineri is the source of this 735-nucleotide messenger RNA. The record is from the annotation of a GenBank genome assembly. NCBI's taxonomy places the organism in Eukaryota, Metazoa, Rotifera, Eurotatoria, Adinetida, Adinetidae.
AUGCAUUCUAUUGUAAUAAUAUUAUUUUCAUUGAUUGCACUCUAUACACCUAUUUAUAGUUGUAUAGUAAAAGCCAAUCCAACAUUGAAUGUACGACAAUCACCAUCGGCAACAGGAACUAUUGUUCGAAGUCUUUAUCAAGGUACAACAGUGAAAUGUUUAGAGAAUAAAAAUGGUUUUUGUCGUAUUGAUACGAAUCAAUGGGCAUCAGCUGAGUAUAUUAAUUGUGCAACAACGGCAUCUGAUUCUUAUGAAAGUACACCACCAAAAGCUGAUUAUACUCGUAAAACAUGGCGUAAUGUAAAAUUAAAUCAACGUACAAUUGAUAUGAUUUUACGUGCUGAAGUUUAUUUGGCACAAAUGGGAAUGUCUGGUUUUCAAUUUUCAUUAAGUCAAGGUUCAUACUCAUCAAGUGUUACAGCUAGUGCUGGUACACAUGAUGGUGGUGGUGCUAUUGAUAUUCGUACAUCUGUUGUUAAUAAUGAUAAGAAAAAAGUUGAUACUAUGAUAGUUGCUUUAAGAAAAGCUGGUUUUGCUGCUUGGUCACGUGGACGUGUUGCUGAUAGUUUUGAAAAUAAUAAACAUAUUCAUGCUAUUGCCAUUGGAGAUCGUGAAGCAUCAUCAGGUGCUACAAAUCAAGUAGCAAGUUUUAAACGUGGUCGUAAUGGAUUGAAAGGUGAUGGUGUUGAUCCAGAUGCUUAUUUAGGUCGUGCUAUACCUACAUGGGCUAAAUAG